Messenger RNA from Nezara viridula (southern green stink bug), 1447 nucleotides. NCBI's taxonomy places the organism in Eukaryota, Metazoa, Arthropoda, Insecta, Hemiptera, Pentatomidae. The record is from the annotation of a GenBank genome assembly.
UAUUUUCAGGAAGAUGGAUACAAUUAUAACAGCUGUUCUAACGAUUGUGCUGGCUCAUCUUGUUUGGGGAUUUAUAUUAUGGCUUCGAGUGCGGAAGCUGUAUUCUUAUCCUGGGCUUCUGGGUUUUCCUGUUUUCGGAAACCUUUACUACUUCUACAAAACAUUGUUCGCAUUCACAGCUGAUAGUAUGGUGAAUCAAAUGAUCAGAGUUAAUGAAAAAUGCGGAAAAGAUGGGUUAUGCUUCCAUUUUAUUUAUGGUUACAAGAUAGCAGCAAUAGUUUCAAGUCCUGAAAUUGUCAAGAAAUUAUCAUUUCAUCCCAACUUGGGCGACAAGCCUUAUGAAAUAUACGCAGGAUUUCAUGAUUAUAUGAAGGGACCUUUUAGUAUUCAACAUGCCGAUGAAGCAUGGAAAUUGAAGAGAAAGGAAUACAAUAUUUUUUUAAGGAGGUCGAAUGUUAACAACGAUUAUUUUAAUUCCUUUGCUAAAUCCGCCGAUAAGUUUGUCGAUAAGUUGUCGACAUCCUCUGACGGACAUGGCCUUUCCCUAGCUAUAACACACGAUGCGUCUUUCAAAACUCUAUUUGGCAUUGACACAGAUUUAGUGUAUCAUCCUGAGGUUGUAAAAAUAAUGAACAGGUUGAUGGACAUGGGAGGAAUUAUUCUUGCAAACUCAAAUGUAGUAAGAGCAUUGGGUCCCGUACUAAGGCCAUUAUUUGAUGUAGUCCAUGCAAAAGCAGUAGAGUUACGGAAAAUGGCUAUAAAAAAAAUAGAAAACACCUUAUUGUAUAAAAAGGAACCUCUUUCAGCCACUGCUGAGUUGACCUGGCCUUGUGAGCUGGAGCGGAAUCCUGCUGGAAAACCCAAUGACUUCCAGCAAACAGAAAAUGCUUGUUAUUUUUCUGUGACAAAAGUACUUAGUUCGCGCCUCUUGUUCCGAAACUUAAAAAUUAGAAUCUUUAAAACAAUUAUCUUGCCUACAGUUGUUUAUGGAUGCGAAACUUGGCCGCUUACAUUAAGGGAUGAGCAGCGUCUUAAGGUUUUUGAAAAUAAAGUAUUGCGUAGAAUAUUCGGACCGAAGAAGGAUGAGUUAACCGGAGAGUUCAGACGGUUACACAACGCCGAAUUGCGUGAGCUGUAUCCGGGUAAUAUAAUUGAGGUAAUUUCAUCGCGGCGAAUCAAAUGGGCUUGUAAAGUUGUUGGGCUUAGUAACGAGAGAAUUCCUAAAAGGUUAAUAUUUGCUGUGCCGAAUGGUAAGCGUCCGAGGGGUAGACCGAAGCGAAGGUGGGAAGAUUGCAUUAAAGCCGAUCUGAAGGGACUGGGUUUGGACGGCGAACGGUGGAGGGAGAAGAUUGAUUGCUUAGGAGGUGGAAGAAUAAUUGUUGUUCAAAUAUGGUUAAGGAAGAGGAUUUGCGUAUGGAGGCAGGUAAUGAAUUCCAGAAAAAGGUAG